Macadamia integrifolia is the source of this 1371-nucleotide messenger RNA. RefSeq names its product aldehyde dehydrogenase family 2 member C4-like. Gene Ontology annotation, molecular function: aldehyde dehydrogenase (NAD+) activity. Lineage: Eukaryota; Viridiplantae; Streptophyta; Magnoliopsida; Proteales; Proteaceae. The annotation marks the transcript as partial. The transcript has 7 exons. The record is from RefSeq and is a predicted model, not a curated record.
AUCUCUGACUCUUUUAGUUGGGUGGAUUUGCAGGAGAGGGGAAAAAUAAUGAUGAAAUUUGCUGACUUAAUAGAUCAAAAUGUAGAAGAACUGGCAGCCUUGGAUGCUAUAGAUGCUGGGAAAUUGUAUUCUAUGGGAAAGGUGAUUGACAUCCCUGGUGCAGCAGACACUUUACGUUAUUUUGCAGGUGCUGCUGACAAAAUCCAUGGGGAGACAUUGAAAAUGUCAAGGGAGCUUCAUGGCUACACUUUACGUGAGCCCAUUGGUGUUGUUGGCCACAUCAUUCCAUGGAACUUCCCUUCUGUAAUGUUUGCCAUGAAGGUUGCCCCUGCCUUGGCCGCCGGCUGUACAAUGAUAGUCAAGCCUGCUGAGCAGACUCCACUCUCUGCUCUCUUCUUUGCUCAUCUUUCUAAGCUGGCUGGAAUCCCUGAUGGAGUGAUUAAUGUUAUUACUGGGUUUGGUCACACAGCUGGUGCUGCCAUUAGUUCUCACAUGGAUGUUGACAAGGUCAGUUUUACGGGAUCCACAGAGGUUGGACGAUUAGUUAUGCAAGCUGCAGCAAAAAGCAAUUUGAAAUCAGUAACACUUGAAUUGGGUGGGAAGUCCCCUCUUAUAAUCUUCGAUGAUGCUGAUGUAGACACAGCUACUAAUCUUGCUCUCAUGGGCAUCUUAUUUAACAAGGGAGAAAUCUGUGUAGCGGGAUCUCGAGUCUUUGUCCAAGAAGGGAUUUAUGAUGAAUUUGUGAAGAAGGUAGCAGAGAAGGCAAAAACAUGGGUGGUUGGGGACCCAUUUGAUCCUCGUUCUCAGCAAGGCCCCCAGGCUGAUAAGAAGCAGUUCGAGAAAAUCCUUUCAUACAUCGAACAUGGCAAGAAUGAGGGAGCUACCUUGUUAACUGGGGGAAAAUCAUGUGGUGAGAAGGGAUAUUACAUUGAGCCUACAAUUUUCACAGAUGUGAAGGAAGAUAUGAAAAUAUCAAGGGAUGAGAUAUUUGGACCUGUGAUGUCUCUCAUGAAGUUCAAGACGAUCGAGGAGGCAAUACAGAGAGCCAACAGCACUAGGUAUGGCCUAGCAGCUGGAAUAGUGACCAAGGACUUGAAUGUAGCCAACACAGUCUCAAGAUCAAUUCGCGCCGGUGUCAUUUGGAUAAAUUGUUAUUUUGCUUUUGAUAGAGACUGCCCUUAUGGUGGAUAUAAGAUGAGUGGGUUUGGUAGGGACAAUGGAUUGCAUUCCCUUGAGCAGUAUCUGCAAGUAAAGUCUGUUGUAACUCCCAUUUACAAUUCUCCAUGGCUCUAAAUCUGUCUGCAUCUUUAAAACUGGAUAAUGGGUAACAGCCACCCUUACACAAUAAAAUUCCCACUUUAUUUCCUCUUA